Molecule: messenger RNA, 755 nt
Organism: Oreochromis aureus
Lineage: Eukaryota; Metazoa; Chordata; Actinopteri; Cichliformes; Cichlidae
Product: C-type Lectin CRL-like
Exons: 5
Coding region: 231-755 (174 amino acids)
Source: RefSeq, a predicted model, not a curated record
GGAUGCAGAAAUGGAGACUUGUGGCAAAAAUGCAGUACUCAUACUGCAGAAGAUCUGGGUCCCUGGUGGAGAGUAGACUUGUUGGCUGUCUAUAAAGUCAGUGCUGUCACCAUCAUCAACAGACAGGAUGAUUUUAUAGAAAGGAUUCUUGGGGCACAGAUCCUGAUUGGGAACUCGCUUGAGCAAAAUGGCAACCAAAACCCCAGAUCAUACCAGGAAUUAAGAGAUAUAUGACCCUGUGUGAAGUGGAGGUGUUUGCUUCUCUAUGUGUGCCAGACGUUGUCAUUCCUCCACCUCCUCCCACACCUCCUCCGCCUGUGAGUUUGCAGCUUGGUGGCAGGAACGUGACGGUGGUGGGAGAGAGGCUCUGCUGGUCUGAUGCUCUGAUGUACUGUAGACGUUAUUACUGGGACCUGCUCAGCCUUCACAGCCAACAGGAGCAAAGCGAGUUGGAGCAGCUGCUGGGCCUCAUUCCUUUCUCCCUCACAGACCACGUCUGGCUGGGACUGCGCAGAUCCCUCAGAGGAGACGAGUGGUUCUGGAUGUCUGGAUAUUCCAUGAAUUUCUUAAAUUGGCCACAAGAUUUUGUUCCUGACAGCUACUCCAGCACCUGUGGAGGCGUGGCCAGCACGGAUCACUUCCUCUGGCUGGACCAGCCCUGUGAGGAGAACCUCAACUUCAUCUGCCAAUCAGGUGCUGACGAUGGCGUGCAGAGAGUUUAUUUCUCCAGCACCAAGGAUCCAACAAGUCCAUAG